AUGGCAACCCGCUCCCGGCCGCCCUCUCGAGCCCGCUCCCCUGUCGAUCAGGGAGAGUUGGGACCCUUCCUUCCGCCAGCCUCCCCUGAGCUCGGCAAAGUCUCACUUGAGCGGGUCAUCCGCCUUCUCUGGGGGCUCCAAUCCCAAGUCGACCGCAUCAAGCGGACCCUCUUGGAACAAACUGAAGAUGGGCUUGCCCAGCUCCAAUCCGCCCGGGGUCCCCAUACCCCAGAAGAACAAAAACCCCCCGCGGUCAAGGAAACUCCCAGGGCCGCGCCCAAAGCCAAGCCUAUUGGCAAGGCUCAACCAUUCCUCGGGGCCCCAGCCCCCAUCAUCUCCACAGGGGCCCCAGGCGCGACCCCCUCUCCCUUUUCAAUCCCUACCCUUCCUUCGCCUGUCACUGACCCGGCGCUACCUCCAGCCCCCUCCACUGUGAAAGUGGACCACCCAGAUGCCUUCAAAGGCAAAAUUGGCUUGGAGGCCAAACAGUGGCUGACCCGAAUGUUGGCCUGGGUACGUCUCAACCAGAGGCAGUUCCCCUUGGACAUGGAGGUCCUGAGCUUCCUGUUGAUGAACAUGACAGAAGCAGCUGGGGCCUGGGCCCAUCCCCACCUGGACCAAUUAGGGUCCCACCGCGCACUCAUUCAAACCGUGGAUGAGUUCAAAACCGAGUUCCUGGCCGCCUUUGGCGACCCCGACGCUACCAGAGCAGCGGAGCGGAAGAUUACUUCCCUCACACAAACCGGCACUUGUGCCGAAUAUAUUACUAAGUUCCGCACGCUGCAAAUGGAACUCAAUUGGAACAAUGCCGCACUCCGCGGUCAGUUUGCGCGAGGACUCCACUGGGAGGUCCAAAAACAAAUUGCCACAAGGGAAAGGCAACCCCGUACCCUGAGGGAGCUGCAAGAUGCUGCCCUCAUCAUUGACAACGCCCUCCGCGAGGAGCAAGCCAGCCACCCGCAACAGGGUAAUAAGCCUGGUAAGACUUCUUCCACCCCCAAUUGGGGGGCGAGUACCGGCCAACAGGCCGCCAAAACCGGUCCCCUUUCCUCCAACCCCAAUUACGUUUUGGAGGAAGAACGCAACCGCCGCCGCGCAGAAGGUCUCUGUGUCAAAUGCGGCAAACCAGGACACAAGUUUGCCGAAUGUCGGACCGGAUGGAAGGCUACCCCAAAGGAGGAUAAGGGGAAGGCCAAGGAAGCCGCCAAAAUUGGCAAAGACUCUGAGUACCAAUUGGGAAAAGAGUAA
This is a messenger RNA of Rhizoctonia solani, 1248 nucleotides long. Its product is annotated as Retrotransposon gag protein. Gene Ontology annotation, molecular function: zinc ion binding; nucleic acid binding. Bases 1 to 1248 code for a protein of 415 amino acids. The transcript has 3 exons. Lineage: Eukaryota; Fungi; Basidiomycota; Agaricomycetes; Cantharellales; Ceratobasidiaceae. The record is from RefSeq and is a predicted model, not a curated record.